Molecule: messenger RNA, 1182 nt
Organism: Camellia sinensis
Lineage: Eukaryota; Viridiplantae; Streptophyta; Magnoliopsida; Ericales; Theaceae
Source: RefSeq, a predicted model, not a curated record
ACACAAUCCAAAAACAGCAGCAGUGAAACAAUCCUUCAAAUGGUGGUGAGACUGGGAAGAUGGAACAGUACUAGAAACCAGAUAUUACGGAGUAGAGUAGAGUAGAGAACUUAACUAAUCUUAAUCCCCCAUUCUCUCAUUCAUUCAUUCAUAUCUUCACCAAACAUGCCUUCUUCACUCUCUCUCUCUUCUUUCUCUCUCCACGCAAACCCCUCCCACUUCCCUCACCCCCUGUACAAACCCACCAUUCCCUACCCAUCAACAAACCUCCCUAAAUCUCUCUCAAUCAAAUCCUCCAUUGACAAACCCGAAAAACCCACCAAUAACACAACCAAACAGAGCUCAUGGGUCAGCCCAGACUGGCUCACCUCUCUGGCUCAGUCCCUAUCCAUUGGCAAAGACGAUUCAAACAUACCCAUUGCAAAUGCUAAGCUCGAAGAUGUUUCUGAGCUUCUGGGUGGUGCUCUUUUCCUCCCACUGUUCAAGUGGAUGCAGGAAUACGGACCCAUUUACCGCCUCGCCGCGGGGCCGAGGAAUUUCGUGGUGGUUAGUGACCCUGCCAUUGCAAAGCAUGUGUUGAGAAAUUAUGGCAAGUAUGCAAAGGGGCUUGUUGCUGAGGUAUCUGAAUUUUUGUUUGGAUCAGGAUUUGCCAUCGCUGAAGGCCAGCUCUGGACGGUGAGGCGCAGGGCAGUAGUUCCAUCGCUUCACAAGACAUACUUAUCAGUAAUAGUUGAUCGGGUAUUUUGCAAAUGUGCUGAGAGAUUGGUGGAAAAGCUCAAAACCAAUGCACUCAAUGGCUCUGCUGUGAACAUGGAGGAAAAUUUUUCUCAAUUAACUCUCGAUGUUAUUGGUCUAGCAUUGUUCAACUACAAUUUUGACUCCCUUACCACUGAUAGUCCGGUUAUUGAUGCUGUUUACACUUCGUUAAAAGAAGCAGAGGCUCGUUCCACUGAUCUGUUACCGUAUUGGAAGAUUAAUGCUUUGUGUAAAAUAAUCCCAAGACAAAUAAAAGCUGAAAAAGCAGUUACAUUGAUCAGAAAAACCGUUGAAGAACUCAUUAACAAGUGCAAAGAAAUUGUGGAAAGUGAGGGCGAAAGGAUUAAUGAGGAGGAGUAUGUAAAUGAGACAGAUCCAAGCUAUAAUAAAACAAACAUAGGAUACACAUCAUUUCUAACAAAAUAG